AAGUUGCUCGGUCACAUGACUCUCUCGGACUCCCGUAAUCCAGGGCGCGUCCAUCUUGCGCGUGCGUUCCGUAAUACGGAAGCCGCGAGGAGCCGUUGUUCCCCGCUUCGCGUCCUGUCGGCCCGAGAUGAAGAGUUCUACUUUUACUGCCGCCUGCUGGAGACCCCCGCGUUGCGCGGCGCUUUCCCGUUCGUUUCUGUUCCAUUAGGGGAAAAGGAUGGCUUCUUAGACAGGAUUCGAGUUAUCGGGAGAGGUCACAUAGUGUCUGCCUCUGGGCGUCUUUUAUCAAAUGGUUUAGUGAUCCCUGUGCGUGCCUCACAGGUCUCCAGAGACUCCACAAGCUGCCUAACUCUGGCCUUCCCCUGGCAGCUACGGCUGUCACUUCUUCCAGGAAGCCUUCCCUGACCUCUCUCAGAAUAAGGGACCGCCUCUGAGAUCGAAGGCUGACACCUCGCUGCAGCAAGACUGUGAGACCUGCGAAGAUGUCCAGCAAGGUGGCCAUCGGCAGCGACAUCGGGCAGGCCCGGCGGGCCGUGGAGCAGCUGCGGAUGGAGGCGGGCAUCGACCGCGUGAAGGUGUCCAAGGCGGCCGGCGACCUGCUGCAGUUCUGCGCAGAGCAGGCCAAGAGCGACCCCUUCCUCGUGGGCAUCCCGGCGGCCACCAACCCCUUCAAGGAGAAGAAGCCCUGUGCCAUCCUGUAACCCGCGGCCCCGACCGCCCAGGAGCCCUC
Molecule: messenger RNA, 730 nt
Organism: Hyaena hyaena (striped hyena)
Lineage: Eukaryota; Metazoa; Chordata; Mammalia; Carnivora; Hyaenidae
Gene: GNG14
Product: G protein subunit gamma 14
Exons: 3
Coding region: 483-701 (72 amino acids)
Biological process (GO): G protein-coupled receptor signaling pathway
Cellular component (GO): heterotrimeric G-protein complex
Molecular function (GO): G-protein beta-subunit binding
Source: RefSeq, a predicted model, not a curated record